AUGGCAAACGUUCAAGAGUUUAUUUCUCAGCAAGAAGAAAGAGGCAGCAAUUUCGAAAAAUUCGUCUCUACUAUAAAGAAGGCACCUCUUGAAAGGAGAACGGAAGAGUUCUACAAGAGCAAACUUGAUGAACUAAGGCUGUUAUGGCAGAAUUUUGAGAAGGCAGAAAACAGAAUUCGCGAUGAUCCAUCAUUGUCAGAGGAUGAUCCGUAUAUUGCUCGGAAUCUAUAUAGAACGAUUGGAGAGAAGUUCAGCUCAACAAUGGAAUACAUAGACGCGGAAAUAAAGAAACUGAGGUCAGCCAAAAGUAAGCCAGUUCCCACCUUGAGAGAGAAAUCGACUGAAGUUGUCGCAGGAGACAAAAUACCUUCCCGUGUUGAUGGGCUUGUCAGAAUGAUAAAUGCUCGAAUGAGUGCCCUUAGUCGUCACUUGCAAGGCUUGGGCACAAUCGAAGCGGAACAGCCGAAGCAAUUUUAUAGCAUCAAAGAAGAUACUAUAAAAAAGCUAUGGAAUCAAAUAACGGAGUUCUACGAUGAAAUAUUGCAGCAGAUUGAAGAUCCAUCGAAAAUUGGAUUAAGUCAAGAAAACUACGAUAUGCUGGAAGAUUCGGUACAAGACAACUUAAUAAAACUUGCAGUCUUGAAAGACAAAUACAGCGAAACCGUGACCAUUGCACCUCAAUUAGGGAGUGACAUUAUAGCACACAGUUCACUCCCACUACCAAAGGUAACAAUUCCUCAAUUCAAUGGGGAUUGUUUGAAGUGGCGUCAGUUCUAUGAACUUUUCUUGGAGAUGGUAGACAAACAGUCUCUUCCAAGUGUUCAAAAAAUGUGGUAUCUCAAAACCAAUUUGUCUGGCGAGGCUGGCAAACUAAUCAGUCAUCUAUCCUUGACAGAGGAUAAUUACAAAACGGCAUGGAUGUUGCUGCAAGAACGUUAUAACAAUAAGCGGGUUCUUGUUUCCACUCUAGUAGAACGGAUUUUGAGUCAACCAAAUGGAACUUCAUCAACGGCCUCCAUCAAGGCUCUGCAUGACACUACAAAGGAAUGCAUGCUAGCCCUCAACAAUCUUCAAAUCGACACAACGUCUUGGGAUGCUCUGUUGAUUCAAUUGAUCACAAAGAAAUUGGAUCACGCUCUGUACAUACGAUUCAUGCAAUCACUGGCGAAUCCGAAGGAAGUUCCUACUAUGAAAGAGCUGUUUUCAUUUUUGGAACUUCAAUUCGAAUCAAUGGAAUCGAUUGGAAAAGCGGCAUCUACGCACAAGGGUUUAACCAAAACUGUUUCGUCCGUAACAUCAGUGGAGGAUCACAGGAGUUGUAAACUAUGCAAGAACGACUCCCAUCCAAUUUAUCAUUGUAAGAAGUUCUUGGCAAUGACAGAAGGUGAGCGAUUGAAAUGGAUACAGCAACAUAAAUUGUGUGUAAAUUGUUUCAAAUCGGACCAUGCAGCAAAAACUUGUUUUUCUGGCAACUGCAAAAUAUGUAGUAAUAAGCACAAUACAUUGCUACAUUUGCCAAAAAAAUCUCAACCGUCGCCGAAGGCCUCAAAUCAAUCACCACCAACAAAAAUCGAUAUCGCACCAGUCAACGUUACUGCAGUUUCUUCGGCAUCAGCAGAAGAUCAGAAAAAUGUUAUUCUAGCAACGGCUAGAGUCAUCAUCAAAGCGACUAACGGUAUGUCAGGCGAAUUUAGAGCGGUGUUAGACUCGGGUUCGCAAGUGAACAUUGUGACGGAAAGACUCAUACAAAAAUUGUCACUUAGAACAGCAGAUGCCUCUUUAUCUAUUUCCGGAGUCGGAAGGAUUCAGAAGAAGGCUUAUCAUCGGGUAAACAUACAAAUGUUAUCAAGCAAUUCUGAAUUUUCCACAAAUUUGGAAGCAUUUGUUUUGCCCACAAUUAUACCUCCGCAACCAAAUCAUGAUUUGGAUAUACAAAACUGGCAAAUUCCCAAGAAUAUUAGAUUAGCAGACCCUAAUUUUAACGUUCAAGGAAAAAUUGACAUUUUACUCGGAGCUGAGUUUUACUUCAGUUUAAUGCAACCAGGCACAAUAAAACUAAAUGGUCAUCAACCCAUACUCCAAAAUACGGCGCUUGGCUGGAUUGUAGGUGGUUUAGUUCAACAAUCGUCAGCGGACGACACAUCAGCAGCGCUAACAUGCGCAAUUUUUAGUGAAACAUCACUGGAACAAGCUAUCGAAAAAUUAUGGAAACUUGAGGAAGUGGAAUCAACUGAAAAGGUCAUGUCUCCAUUAGAAACCCUUUGCGAAUCUCACUUCAAUCAACAUGUUAAGACGGAUCAGAAUGGUCGUUUCAUCGUCAGCUUUCCGUUUCAAGAAUCUCCAACAGCAUUGGGGAAAUCACAUGCAAUGGCUUAUAACCGAUUUAUGAGCCUUGAACGCCGACUUCUACGGAAGGAAGAUAUCCGAAGUCAGUACAUUAAAUUUAUGCGAGAAUAUGAACAAUUAGGACACAUGCAAAAGAUUGACGUGUGUACCGUAUCAAAUCCUAAAUAUUUUAUUCCGCAUCAUUGUGUUCUCAAGCCCGAUAGUACAACAACAAAACUUAGGGUUGUAUUUGACGCAUCAGCGAAAACUUCAUCAGGUCAAUCGUUAAAUGAUCUAAUGUAUACAGGACCAAUCGUACAAAGUGAAUUGUUUUCUAUUUUGCUGAGGUUUCGAUUGCCAAAAUUCGUCUUCACAACCGAUAUUGAAAAGAUGUACAGGCAAAUUUUAAUGCAUCCCGAUGAUCAAAGGUAUCAGCUAAUUAUCUGGAGAGAGGAUCCAUCCCAUCCAGUCAGUUAUUACAAACUUAAUACGGUCACAUAUGGGACACGUUCAGCACCGUAUCUGGCUACAAAAUGCUUACAAAAGAUUGCAAACGAGAACAUGGAGCGUUAUCCAUUAGGCUCACAAAUGCUGAAAGAUAAUUUUUAUAUGGAUGACGGUCUCGGCGGUGCAGAUAGCCUAAGUACAGCUAUUGAAAUACAAAAGGAGUUAAUAACAAUCUUGAAACAACACGGCUUCAUUCUAAGGAAAUGGUCAUCCAAUACACCAAGAUUGCUGAAGGACAUACCACAUAGCGAUCGAGAAGUGAACCUGGAUCUCAACGAAUCACAAACAAUAAAGACGUUGGGAUUAUAUUGGAUGCCGCAAGCAGAUCAAUUUUGUGUAAAAACGAACAUUGAUCAUAAUGAAAUCAUAUCAAAACGAGUAGUUACGUCUGAACUAGCAAAAUUAUUUGAUCCGUUUGGCCUACUUGCACCGAUUGUGGUGAAGGCAAAAAUAUUUAUUCAGCAGCUGUGGCAACAUACAUUAGAUUGGGACGAAGCAUUACCCGAAAAACUUUGUGCCACUUGGAAAACAUUUCGAAGGGAAUUGGAAGGUCUCAACAACUUUAAGAUACCGCGACAUGUAUUCUGUGGAGAGAUCCCGACGAAAACCCAGUUGCAUGUGUUUGCCGAUGCAUCGGAAAGAGCUUUUGGCGCGGCUAUUUAUAUUCGUUUUAUUGGGAAAGAUGGACGAGUCGUCGUACGUCUGAUCUGUGCUAAAUCCAGGGUAGCUCCUUUGAAAAAACAAACUCUACCACGAUUAGAGCUAUGUGCCGCAGUGGUAGCAGCUCAACUGGCUACCAGGUACUCGCCUGGAUAA
Messenger RNA from Musca domestica (house fly), 3648 nucleotides. RefSeq lists its product as uncharacterized. Bases 1 to 3648 code for a protein of 1215 amino acids. The transcript has 2 exons. Gene Ontology annotation, biological process: proteolysis. Lineage: Eukaryota; Metazoa; Arthropoda; Insecta; Diptera; Muscidae. Gene Ontology annotation, molecular function: aspartic-type endopeptidase activity. The record is from RefSeq and is a predicted model, not a curated record.